AAUAAAUGAACCAGAAUGAAUAGUUCUUGGAAGAUGAACUAAAAUCAUUUGUGUUUAACAAGAAAAACUCAAGUUAAAAAAAGGAAAGAACUUAAUUAACAAAUCCUAAAAUAUAAACCUAGAUUUAGGUAACUUAAAGCUCAGUGAAAGUUGAAAAAAAGAAAAAGAAUAAUAAUACGAAAGAAUUAAAUACAAUUCAAGAGGGCAAUUUCAAAUAUAUCUGGAAUUUUCUGAAGAUGAAUUAAGAAUCUGAAAUUAUAGGGGUAUUAGAUAUUGCAAAAGCAGUUUAAAGUGUGAUGAAGAAACCAAUAGAAGAAGAGCUGAUAAUGGUACUUGAAUAUGUUAAUUGGUAGGAAAUGUUGAACAUUAAUAAUGAUAGUCUUUAUCAGGAUGAGGAUAAAAUAUUAAAUUAAGGGAUUGGGGAAGAAGAGUUGCGUUAGAUAUUUAUUGAAUGUAAAUUGAAGAUGUGA
Molecule: messenger RNA, 470 nt
Organism: Paramecium sonneborni
Lineage: Eukaryota; Ciliophora; Oligohymenophorea; Peniculida; Parameciidae
Source: the annotation of a GenBank genome assembly